This is a messenger RNA of Daphnia pulicaria, 2358 nucleotides long. Its product is annotated as transmembrane protein 104-like. The transcript has 12 exons. The coding region runs from base 459 to 2132 and encodes 557 amino acids. Lineage: Eukaryota; Metazoa; Arthropoda; Branchiopoda; Diplostraca; Daphniidae. The record is from RefSeq and is a predicted model, not a curated record.
GGUUCAAAAAUUAUGAUUUGGCAACAUCUAGGGAAACGUCAUUCUAUUUAUUUAUUUUUUUGGAAAAAAUUGCGUUGUAAUCUGUAUUUGCCACUUAGUGCCAUUGAAAUUUUUAAAUGUAACUUGAGAUUUUUGGAACAAGUGCUCCACCCACUUUUUUGUUCCUAAUAUUCUUUCUUUCUUGUGGCACUGACUCAUCCAUUCACUUCAUUUUUUGUACUGAAACUGGGAAUUUAAGUGUUAUGCAAUCAUAUUCAUACUGUCAUAGUGUCACAAUGAUUGGAUAAAAAUACCCUUCUAAGUGAUGAAAGCUAUGUAUUGUAAAAUUUUCCAAAUGCCAUUACAUGAUCUUAGUAAUCUGGCUAAAAGCCUAAGCCUGAAAAUACACUGUCAUCCAAAAGAUUGCUCAGUUUAUUGAACACUUAUGGUUUCAAUUGGUAUUCCUGUUAUUGGACAAAAUGGCAAGAAAUACAGAAAGUUCCACAUACCCACCAUCUAUAGGCUUAGUUUAUGUUUUUAAUUUGAUUGUGGGAACUGGUGCUCUAACUUUGCCAGCUGCUUUUGCAAAUGCAGGAUGGAUUGUCAGUCUUUCUGUUAUUCUUGCUUUAUCAGCCAUCAGUUAUAUUACUCUAACUUUCGUGGUGGAAUCUAUGGCCGCUGCAAAUGCCAUUUUGCGUAGUAAGCGGGCAAAACAGUUAAUUAAAAAAGAAAGUAUAGAACACUCGAGUUACCCUCAAGAUGAUUCAGACUCGGAUGAGUCUGAAUCUCCUGCUAAAAGUCUGUUAGAACGAGUUAAAGUACGAAAGACGCGGUCUUUAUGUAGCAGCCCUAAUUUAUAUUCCUCAGUCAUACAAUCUGAAGAUUACGAUCAUCCAACAACUUCAUCUGUUAUCAACGAAAAUUCGGAUUUUAUUGUGCUUCCGCAUGAUAAUGAUUUGGAAGAGUGUGACAUUCAAGAAACCAUUGAAAUGGGUAAAUUAGCUCACUUGUUCUUCAACAGAGGUGGCACCAUAUUAUUCUUCAUUUGCAUCACCAUUUAUCUAUACGGUGACUUGGCUAUUUACGGAGCAGCAGUUGGCAAAUCUCUGCGUGACACUGCGUGUACUUACUUCCCAGUUGAUGUACCCUGCAACGAGACACUUAACGGCACUGUGGCUUGUUGGGAAGGAUCUGAUCUCACUCGCGAUAAUGCAUAUAGGCUUUUCUUAAGUAUUUUUGUGCUCCUGAUUGGGGCAUUUGGGUUUUUCAAUGUUCAAAAAACGUUGCUCCUCCAGAUUUUGACUGGGCUGGUUCGCUGGACUGCGUUUAUUGCAAUGAUCAUAUUGGCUUGUGUACGAUUGCUCAGCUCACCAAAAGAGAAUCAGGGCCAUCCUCCUGUAGCUAAUGUAAAUGGUCUGCCUAACCUCUUCGGCGCCUGCGUCUACUCGUUUAUGUGCCAUCAUUCGUUACCUUCUUUGGUAACACCCAUCUCUCCAAAACGCGGCCUUUACAAACUUUUAGCCUUAGAUUACUUCAUGAUCGCUGGAUUUUACCUCUUGCUUGGUUUCACGGGUAUGUUUGCAUUCCCUCAUUUGGAAGACCUCUAUACCCUCAACUUUGUUCCUAAUCGAUGUCCGUCUGAUCCCGCGAGCAAUUUUACCGCUAGUAUUCUUGACGCUGUGAUGCCUAAAGAGGCAGUCACUGCAGCCCAACAGGCUCUCUUUUACUUUCUGACGCUGUUUCCAGUAUUCACGCUCAGCACGUCCUUCCCUAUUAUUACAAUCACACUGCGCAAUAAUUUAAAGCAACUAUUCUUGCGCCGAAACGAAGCCGAUUACAAUUUUUUUGUUCGUCGUUUGCUUUUUCCUCUCUUGGCUCUAAUUCCUCCAACUGUAUUAGCGAUUAUCACCAGUGAUAUUUCAUUCCUGGUAGGAAUCACGGGCUCAUACGCUGGUGCGGCAGUGCAGUAUAUUAUACCCGCAUUGUUGGUUUUCUACGCUCGAAAAGCGAUAAAGAAAGAAUUCCUUUUAGAACCAGUACGUAACGCAUUCGCUUCACCUUUUAGACAUACUUGUUUUGUGUUGUUCGUCCUGCUUUGGUCCUGUGCCAGCAUUGGUUUUGUCACCUAUAACCACUUGAUGGCUGACAAAUAGUCGUAUGUUCUCUUUUUUUAUCUAUUCCAAAGUGCACUUCUCUUCCUGACUUGAUUGGGACUAGUACUGACGCAAGGACUACUAACGACUAAGUCUCAUGUCAUACUAACAUUAGUUCUUUCAGUGUUAUAAUGUUGUCAUUUGUCAUGUAUGCGUGAUUGUGUUUAGUUGCUCAAGUGCAACCCAAUUAUUCUGAAAUGAAUAAAAUGCAAAGAUUUUUUUCCAA